Molecule: messenger RNA, 385 nt
Organism: Paramecium sonneborni
Lineage: Eukaryota; Ciliophora; Oligohymenophorea; Peniculida; Parameciidae
Source: the annotation of a GenBank genome assembly
CAGUACUUACUACUUGUGGGUACUCUUGGAGAGGAGAUAGAACAAAUCCCAAAUUAUAUAGACCAUAAGACUGUUAAUCCUAUUGAGAGAUCAUUAUCACCUACUCAAUCCCAUCAGUCUUAUGAGCUGAUUUAAGCUACAAAAUCCCUUCAGAUCCGCUAUUCCAAUGAUAAAAAGAACCAAGUCAUAAUCAUGUGACAGUAGAAAUUCUAAUGAAGGAAGACCAAUAAGAGCAUUAGGUUCUGCUAAACAUGCGGCAUUAUGCUCUUCCUAUAACACUGAUUUUGUAAUCUUAGCCUACAAUAGAAUAUCGAUGGCUUUGGCAUUUAAGUAAGAGCCUGCUCUAGUACUAGAUUAGAUCCCAGAAAUAUUUCUAUAUAUGUGA